AUGCACACCGAAGGCAGCGCGAACGACGACGAUCUCGCCUCCACCUAUGGCUUACGAGCGCUAGCGACCGUCGUGUUCGACAUUGACGCUGGACAGAAGCUGGACGCGCUAUACCCGCCGACGUGCGGUCUCUCGGAGGCUGCCAGAGCGAGUUUAGCGCACUUGUCGCUGCCCCAUUGCAAUAAUCAGGACGAGGGAGACACGCAGUACAUCGUGCGCUUUCGUGACGGCCCAAAAGAGCGCGAGCUUUUGUACGGUUUCGUGCUCUUCCGUCAGCGAAGGGACGACUCGCGCACUCGCGGGUACUUCCAGAAGGCUCUGGUGCUCGUAAGCACCAAGCCCUAUGUCGAUCUCUACGACCGUAUUCUGCGGGUAGUUGGCCCGCUAUUCUUUAAGGUCGGACCGCAGGUUUUAGCGGCAGUGUACAACAACAUUGAGUCGUGGCCUGAAGUGACGCAUGACAUACCCGUAGUGCUGCCACUUGCUGGGAUCUAUAUAUCCUGUAUCAUCCCAAAACUGCUACAUUACGAGCACUUUGAAGCAGCAGACGAGUCGUAUGUAGAUUCUCCGCUGCACUCACAUUUUAUCGUCGAAGAAGAGGACGAAAAUAUCGACUUGCCUGAGUUCGGAGAUGGCGAAGAAGGCGGCAACGAUGACGAAGCGGGUGAGUCCGUGCUUGUCGAAGAAGGCAAGUUUGUGGUAGCACGAAGGCAGCGGCCACCAUCGCCAUCGUUCGGAGAUUUAUUGCUUUCAAAGCGCACAUUCCACUCAACUCCAUUUGAGAGUGUUGGACUGUAUUCGAGUUUCGGAGAUCUGGCUGAGUCGCUAUGGCUUCUAUGGCAGCUCGCAAUUACCGGAGAGAGUGUUCUGAUUCUGUCUCCGCACGCCAGAACGUGCAGUCAAGCCGUUCUUGCCUUUACCAGUUUAAUUGCGCCACUCCAGUUCCGUGGCGACUGUCGGCCAUACUAUACUGUUUACGAAGCCGACUUUGAUGCGCUCUCAAGUAGACAAAAUAGUGGUGCGAGCGACCCGAACAACGUGACCGUCAUAGGAACCACAAACCCGUUCUUCAUGAAGUCGUUGAGUCGUUGGCCAAACGCUCUUGUUUUUCCAUUUUUAGAUCCAUUAAGCGCCAAACAAGGAGUAAAAGGUGCCACUGGAGCUAAAAGUGCUAUGGAAGCGGAGGAGGUUGGCACCAUUUGCCUUCGUAUUCAAAAGGGUGUAGAGCUGGAUGACUUUGGAAACUGUCAUCGACCUAUGCUUCUGCGGCGUUGCUCUCGGUACACAGUUCCAGAUCCAAAGAUACUUCGCCAACUUGUUUUACCCCCGGAUGCUCACACCACACCAGCCACGAUGUUUGAAGAAGCGCCACACGUCACAAUCAACAAUGCCAUUCUGCGAAAGCACUUUCGGAAACUUACAAAGGACUUCUUGCAUCCGUUCGAGCAAUACUUUGGUAUCUGGAAACCAAGCGAAAUGCGCUCAAAUCUGUACAUGAGCGCUGAGGACUACAUGAAACCGUUUGCUUUACCGGAAUUACUGGAAAGCAUCAAGCCCCGAAAUCUUCCACCACAGGUCAAGCAAACCAAGUGGAGGGCGUUGUACACUGCCUUUGUGAAGUCCGCUCACUUUGAGCCGUGGUUUUACUACCGUCGCCAGCGCUGCAUCCACCACUUCGCGGACACGCUUCGAACUCUUCGGAGUAGUGUUGAGGUUGACUUACUAUUGAGCUCUCCCUUCGGCGGCAACUUGUCGCACGAGCAAUACGUGAAGCUCAAAAAGGAAAUGGACGCUGCGCUUGCGCUAGAGAAAGCUCGAGGUCAAGUCGACAAGCAGCAAGUCCGUGCUAUCAAGAGGCACCUGGAAGCAGUCAAGGAAAAGAUACGCUGCACCAAGAAAGUUUGA
Hyaloperonospora brassicae is the source of this 1905-nucleotide messenger RNA. Lineage: Eukaryota; Oomycota; Peronosporomycetes; Peronosporales; Peronosporaceae. The record is from the annotation of a GenBank genome assembly.